AUGGGGGGAGGAGGCCAAGAACGAUUAUAUACGGGAGAAAUAGUAUUCAUGGUGAAUAUGGAUUUAUCAUGCAACAAUCUUACCGGAAAUAUUCCUGAAGAAAUUGGUACUCUUAUUGCAUUGACGAGCUUGAACUUGUCAUCGAAUGCCUUCAGCGGAGAAAUUCCUGAAACGAUUGGAGCCCUAGUGCAAGUGGAGUCUCUGGACCUCUCACAUAAUGAGCUAUCAGGUGAAAUCCCUACAAGCUUGUCAGCUCUUAGAUCUUUGAGCCAUUUGAACCUGUCAUAUAACAAUCUAACAGGAAAGAUACCAUCUGGGAAUCAACUACAAGUGCUCGAUGACCUGGCCACCGUCUAUAUUGGCAACCCUGGUCUUUGCGGUGAUCCUCUCUCCAAGAAAUGUCCAGAAGAUGGUUUACCGGAUGAUACUUUAAAAGACCACCAACAUAGAAGCGAUGAUGUUUUCCUUUUUGUCGCCAUAGGUUCUGGAUUCGUGAUGGGUAUCAUGGCAGUCUUCUACGUAUUCUUGUUCAAGACAAACUGGAGAGUUCUUUGCUUCGCGUUCUACGACGGAUUGUAUGAUGAAAUUUAUGUGCAAGUGUGCCGGCCGUCGCCGGAGCCGAGCUCGCGCCCCGUCGUCUCUCCGUCCGACCAGCUGAGCUCGCGCGUGCAUGCCGAGGGCGCGCUGGCCGCCACUGCAAGGCGGUCCCUCGCCGGCCGGAGCCAAGCCCGCUGCCCUGCGCUUGCCUUCCUGCCAGCCAGCCACGCCUAA
This is a messenger RNA of Panicum virgatum (switchgrass), 771 nucleotides long. RefSeq names its product putative receptor like protein 25. Gene Ontology annotation, molecular function: protein binding. The transcript has 2 exons. The record is from RefSeq and is a predicted model, not a curated record. NCBI's taxonomy places the organism in Eukaryota, Viridiplantae, Streptophyta, Magnoliopsida, Poales, Poaceae. Bases 1 to 771 code for a protein of 256 amino acids.